Messenger RNA from Fusarium pseudograminearum CS3096, 279 nucleotides. RefSeq lists its product as uncharacterized. The record is from RefSeq and is a predicted model, not a curated record. Lineage: Eukaryota; Fungi; Ascomycota; Sordariomycetes; Hypocreales; Nectriaceae. The coding region runs from base 1 to 279 and encodes 92 amino acids. The transcript has 3 exons.
AUGUCUACCCAAGGUUCCCAAAACCGCCGAAAUCAGCCAGUCUACCAUUUCGAUGGCACUGAAGAUUUCAAAGAAGUCGUCGGAAAGAACGUGAAGUACCACCUGGACAACUGUCUCAAGGACAUGGGCCAGAAGGCAAAGGACACCAUCAAUAAUCUCGUGAAUCUCCUUCCUUGGAAGAAGAAGGAGGAGGCAGAAAAGAAGGAGAAGGGGAUCAAAGAGUUUUUAUUGGGUCUGUGGGAUGAGUAUCCCUUGAGCCUAUACGGUUUAGAAAGCUAA